This is a messenger RNA of Girardinichthys multiradiatus, 827 nucleotides long. RefSeq names its product acyl carrier protein, mitochondrial-like. The transcript is spliced from 5 exons. Bases 52 to 522 code for a protein of 156 amino acids. Gene Ontology annotation, biological process: fatty acid biosynthetic process. Gene Ontology annotation, molecular function: acyl carrier activity; acyl binding. NCBI's taxonomy places the organism in Eukaryota, Metazoa, Chordata, Actinopteri, Cyprinodontiformes, Goodeidae. The record is from RefSeq and is a predicted model, not a curated record. Gene Ontology annotation, cellular component: mitochondrion.
ACCUGGAUUCUUAAAACUUGCCUCUGAUCCAGCAGCAGGUUCUCCUACAACAUGGCGGCCCGUGUCCUGCAGCUGUGUGUCCGCUCGCUCGCACGGCCCUCGCUGGGGCUUUUCCCGGUUAACCUCGCACUCAGAGCGGCUGUCGCUCCGGCAGUCACCGUCCACCGACCUUUCUCCUUCGCCGCGGACAGCCGGAGAACGCGGUGGCUGGGACAGAGCAGGAUCUCAUCAGUGGAGUUGUUGUGUCGACAGUAUGGCGACCUGCCCCCUCUCACCCUAGAAACCAUCAAAGACCGUGUCAUGUAUGUCCUGAAACUUUACGACAAGAUCAACCCAGAAAAGAUUCAGGCAACCUCCCAUUUCAUGAAAGAUUUGGGCUUGGACAGCUUGGACCAGGUGGAGAUCAUAAUGGCCAUGGAAGAUGAGUUUGGCUUUGAGAUCCCAGAUGCCGAAGCAGAGAAGCUCAUGACUCCAGAGGAGAUUAUACAGUACAUUGCAGACAAGAAGGAUGUUUAUGAAUAAUGGUUGCAAGGCAGAGGGUGCCCGCCCCAUGGGAAGUACUUAGGAAGCAGAUUGGUACCAGUUUUUCCACUUCAACCCCCAUCAGCUCUCAAGUCCAUCGUGGCGACGUCUGCAUCGCCUGCCGUGUUUUGUGUUUCACUGUAUUUAAAAUAAACAUGCUUGAAAGUUCGGAUAUUAAAAAAUUUUAUUUUACAAGGAUUUGUCACAACCCCGAUUUUUAUUUUUCUUCAGCUUCCAGCCUGUGAGAUUGAUGCAUCAUUUUCUUGUGAAUUGAUCAAUAAAGGCAGGAAGCAUGGUUGUGUGAA